GCAAGCCUGUCAAACACAACAGACGAAGAAAGCGCCGAGCGGGAACUAGCACGCGUGAUAGACAAGGAGGAUUUCUCAUCCAUGGAGAUCAUCGGACAGUUCAACCUGGGUUUUAUCAUCGCCCGACGUCGGUUGCGAGGGAAGAAACCAUCAGUACAGAGCUCAGAUGACUCGCAAACAGGGCUGGAUUCGUCUGCAAAUGCUGAGCUGGAUGAUUUGUUCAUCAUUGACCAACAUGCUGCGGAUGAAAAGUACAACUUCGAGACUUUGCAGCAGACGACGAGGAUUGAUUCGCAGAGGUUGUACAAGCCCCGCCCAUUAGAGCUAACAGCAGCUGACGAACUCCUUGCUCUCGAGAACAUCGACAUUCUCAAGAGCAACGGCUUCGAAGUUACUGUCGAUGAGGACGCUGAACCAUCGCAGGGCCGCAUUAAGCUCGUCGCUCAACCAGUCAGCGGGAGCACGAACUUCGACAUGAAAGACCUCGAGGAAUUACUGCACCUUAUGCAAGACAAACCGGCAGGUCAGAAAAUGGUACGAUGCUCCAAAGCACGCGCGAUGUUUGCUAUGCGAGCAUGUCGGAAGAGUGUCAUGAUCGGGAUGGCAUUGAACAAUUCGCAAAUGGUUUCUAUUGUGCGUCACAUGGGUACUAUGGAUCAACCUUGGAACUGUCCUCACGGGCGACCAACAAUGCGUCAUCUAACUAGUUUGAGCAACACCUCACUU
This is a messenger RNA of Fomitiporia mediterranea MF3/22, 726 nucleotides long. RefSeq lists its product as uncharacterized. Gene Ontology annotation, cellular component: MutLalpha complex. Gene Ontology annotation, molecular function: ATP-dependent DNA damage sensor activity; ATP hydrolysis activity; ATP binding. The record is from RefSeq and is a predicted model, not a curated record. The annotation marks the transcript as partial. The transcript is spliced from 4 exons. NCBI's taxonomy places the organism in Eukaryota, Fungi, Basidiomycota, Agaricomycetes, Hymenochaetales, Hymenochaetaceae. Gene Ontology annotation, biological process: mismatch repair.